This is a messenger RNA of Triticum dicoccoides, 981 nucleotides long. Its product is annotated as protein DEHYDRATION-INDUCED 19 homolog 5-like. Bases 152 to 841 code for a protein of 229 amino acids. The transcript has 5 exons. Lineage: Eukaryota; Viridiplantae; Streptophyta; Magnoliopsida; Poales; Poaceae. The record is from RefSeq and is a predicted model, not a curated record.
CCUACUUUUGAGUCACCAGCAACAAAGAAAAAAUAAUUAUGUGGACAGAGAAGGCAGAGCCCUCGAGAGCCGUAUAUAAACCGACAUCCGCGGCCGAGGAGGAGUUGUGAUCCACCUCCAACCUCAAAUUCCUCUGUGAUCACUUGCUUGGAUGUGCUGUGUCAGUUACAGCGACCCGUCUCCUCCUCUUCCCGCCGAGGAGAAGAGUAAAGAGGAGGAGCAGCGGUGCGGUGCGGCCAUGGAGGUGGAUGCAGAGGCCUCCUACAGCUAUGGCUUCCUCCCUCCAGACAGGCACCAGCCCUAUUAUGCCCCACCUCCUCCUCCACCAGAUGGUGAGCUGUGGGAGUACUUCCCUUGCCCGUUCUGCUACAUCGAGGUCGAAAUGCCCUUCAUCUGCAGCCAUCUGCAGGAGGAACACUGCUUCGACACCAGAAAUGCUGUUUGCCCGAUAUGCGCUGAGAAUCUAGGCAAGGACAUGUCUGCGCAUUUCAGAUUUCAGCACUCCCAUCUUCUCAAGAGGAGGAAGCCUUCGAGGCCCAGCAGCUCACCAUGGCCAGCAGCGGCAGCACCACCUGCAUAUGAUGUGAACCCCUACAUGAUGAGCAGCAGGCCAUGCCAGGACCCUGAGCCUGACCCACUGCUCUCCCAGUUCAUCUGCCGCGGCAGCGACAACCAAACCGAAACCGAGCCAGGAUCGCGCGACGGAGGAAGCCACCGCCACCGCCCGAGCAGCGCUCAUCCGACGGCGGGUGUCCAGAGGCCUGUGAGCCGGCUGGAGCUGGAGGAGAGGCUGCAGAGGAUAGAGUUCCUCAGCGGGAUCAUCACAUCAACCAUUCUUUAGUUAAUUAUAAGCUCUAAUUGUGUUGAUGUCUAGGGUUUCUUGAGCAGUUUUAAGCCUGUGUUUUAUGGUCCAGAUGUACUAUAUAUAACCUUGGCUAUCUAUAACUAUCAAUACAACAACAUUUGCAUACUUUGCAGUUA